AUGUACGCGGUGUCCGAAAAAAUGUCGUUUCGAGAGCAAGACGAUAGCAGCGUGAGGCGCUCGGCUGCCGGCGGCAAAGAAGGCAAAAAGAAGAAGAAGACCGCCCAUUUCAAGUGAGUUUGCCACAGAGAUUCCCUUCGAAUGAUAGUUCAGAAAGCGAGGACAUCCGGCCUUCAAGGUCAUGUUCAUUGUGUGCUCCCUACUGACUGUUCUCUCGAUUAUCAUGGCGUGUGUGGCGAGUGAGUGAACCGAAUGCGCGGUUUCCGAAAGAGAACACUUUCAGCGAUCAUGAUGGUCAUUGCUUGA
Caenorhabditis sp. 36 PRJEB53466 is the source of this 306-nucleotide messenger RNA. Lineage: Eukaryota; Metazoa; Nematoda; Chromadorea; Rhabditida; Rhabditidae. The record is from the annotation of a GenBank genome assembly.